Messenger RNA from Punica granatum (pomegranate), 1133 nucleotides. The record is from RefSeq and is a predicted model, not a curated record. Lineage: Eukaryota; Viridiplantae; Streptophyta; Magnoliopsida; Myrtales; Lythraceae.
CUCUCUCUCUCUCUCUCUGUGUGCAUAUAUUCGUCUGAGAAGCAGAAGUUGUUCCCUACUGCAACACUCUCUCUCUCUCUCUCUCUCCAACUUUCCAUAAAACCCCACCACCCCUCGAAACCAUUGGAUACAUAAAUUCUCUGUUACCGAUCGAACAUACUUGGUUUCAGCCAAGGAGAUAGCUAGCCAGUUUGAUCCUGACUCCAUGCCAUCUGACUGCGCCGACCGGCAGAGACCCGCGAGGCAGCACGGCCAGCAGGCUGCGGCCGGGGCUCCUUACCCGCCGCCGGAGCAGCAGGAGCAGCUGCCCUGUCCCCGCUGCGACUCCACCAACACCAAAUUCUGCUACUACAACAACUACAACUUCUCCCAGCCCCGCCACUUCUGCAAGUCCUGCCGCCGCUACUGGACCCGCGGCGGCACCCUCCGCGACAUCCCCGUCGGCGGUGGCACCCGCAAGAACUCUAAGCGCUCCCGCACCACCUCCGCUGCGACCGCGUCUGCCGCCCCUGUCCUGCCGCCGCUCGAUGGGUCAGUUGCAAUCCAUGGUUCCGUACAGAGCGGUGAGGCAAUGAGGCCCGCCGGCGGGAGCUUCACUUCCCUGCUGACCACUCAGGGACCGGCGGCCGGUUUCCUGGCGCUGGGCGGACUCGGCCUUGGCCUCGAAGAUCACAUGGCCUUUGGGCUCGGGAGAGGGGCCACCUGGGCCUAUCCUGGGGUCGCGGAUGGUGGCAGUGCCAUUGCCGGGAGUGACCAUGCCGGGGUGGCAUUUGGAAUGGCCGGCAGCACGUGGCAGCUCGACAGCGGCGUCGAGGUUGGAGGAGAUUGCUUCUCUUGGCCUGAAUUGGCUAUCUCCACUCCCGGAAAUGGGGCUUAAUUAAAAUGUGAUUUGCUCCUUCCUUUCUUUCUUUCUUUUCUCUUUUUUCUUUUCUUUUCUUUUUUUUUUGGGGGUUUUUUUUUUCGGUUGGUGGAAAGUUUGUCAGUUGGGUGUUGUCAGUGCACUGUGUGAAGACUGAAGAGUAUGGACUUUUUGAUUCCAUCUUUGUAAUUUGAUCACCAUCAACACAAGCAUGAUGAUCACUUCUGGGUUGACGAAGAGAGAGACUUUCAUGGAAAAUUAUAAUGACCUACAA